GGGAACGCCUCUUCACGUGACGGGCCUGGAGGCUGGGGCAGGCCCGGCUCCGGUGAAAGGAAGAGGCGGAGGCCUAGGCCUUGGCGCCGCCGGCCAUGGAGCGGUUCAGAACGGGCUACGCCGGCGAGGAAGCCGAGGCCCCUGGCGGCGACCAGCAAGCCCGACAGCAGGCGCGCCAUUACCAGUUGCUCUCCGACCUGCAGGCCCUCGUCAAGGGCUUGCCCAGCUCCUCCCAGCAGCGAUUGUCCUAUACCAUCCUCAGUGAUCUGGCUUUGGCUCUAAUCGACGGGACAGUCUUCGACAUUGUCCAAGGCUUGCUUGAGAUCCAGCACCUGACAGAGAAAAACCUCUACAACCAGCGGCUCAAGUUGCAUCAUGAACACCGAGUGCUCAAGCAGGAAAUGUUUCAUAAGCACAAGGAAGCGCAGCAGUGUUGCAAGCCUCACAACAUGUUGCUUCUCAAAGCUGCUCAGCAGAAGGAACUAGAGGCCAUGGAGCUCCGAAUUCAUGAGGAGCAGCACAUGAUGGAUGAGAAAAUUGUCCUGGAACUGGAUCAAAAAGUCAUUGACCAGCAGAGCACUUUGGAGAAGGCUGGUGUAUCUGGGUUUUAUGUCACAACAAACCCACAGGAACUCACACUCCAAAUGAACCUGCUGGAACUAAUUCAAAAGCUACAGCAAAAGGAAUCUCUGCCAAGGAGGCCUUUCACUUGAAAAGGAGGCCACACUUAAAUUGCUCACUUACCAUUUCUGGUCACGGUCCUGCUGAGGUGGCAUGAUCAGGGAUGUGGGGUGGCGAUGGUGGUUAGCUGGCUAGGUAUUUUUGUGCAAAAAGGUUGGUGCAUCCUGUUCCAUCUCCAGAUAGCAGAAAAAUCUGAGGCAAGUACUAGGAAUUGCCCUUUUUCUGCUGGGACAUUAGCAGGGGGACUGAAAGAGGCCAGUCCUCUAACCCCCACUAAGGCCAGAAGUUGAUUCUGUAUUUAUUUAUUAUUUCUUUUGUUUUUUAAUUUAUUUAUAGCUGUUGCCCAGUUUCCACAUCUCAAGUUUGAAUUUGAAAAUGUGGCAUGUGAAUCAGACAGUAAACAGUGUUAAUUUCCCUC
Molecule: messenger RNA, 1099 nt
Organism: Eublepharis macularius
Lineage: Eukaryota; Metazoa; Chordata; Lepidosauria; Squamata; Eublepharidae
Gene: DGCR6
Product: DiGeorge syndrome critical region gene 6
Exons: 5
Coding region: 96-713 (205 amino acids)
Source: RefSeq, a predicted model, not a curated record